This is a messenger RNA of Naegleria lovaniensis, 2355 nucleotides long. RefSeq lists its product as uncharacterized. The record is from RefSeq and is a predicted model, not a curated record. NCBI's taxonomy places the organism in Eukaryota, Heterolobosea, Eutetramitea, Acrasida, Naegleriidae. The transcript has 3 exons. Bases 1 to 2355 code for a protein of 784 amino acids. Gene Ontology annotation, molecular function: DNA-binding transcription factor activity.
AUGGUUAACUUUACAAACUUUGUCAAAUCCAAACGUAAGAGGAAAAAGGAGAUAACCUUUCAGGAUAUCCAGGAGAACUUUGAUCUUCCUAUCAAGGAGGCUGCUGAUGCUAUGCAAAUUUCUCUCACACAAUUAAAGAGGAUAUGUCGAGAGAAUGAUAUUCCGAGAUGGCCAUACAGAAAGCUUCAAGCACUGCAAAACAAGCGUCAAGAUCUCACGGACAUGUUACCGAACAGUGACGAAUUAUCCAAAGAGAGAAUUCAAAGCAAAAUUGAUGCAAUCAAUGAAGAAAUUAAAUUCAUCAGAGCUCAUCCAAAAACAAUUAUUGGAGGAAGUGGAUCUAAACGAAGCUCCAUAACAAAAUCCAAAAGAUGGUCACUUCCUUCCAUUGUGUCAGGAGAUGCAAUGAGCUCGGGUGGAGCUACAAGCUCAAACUCAAAUUUGAUUUUGGAACAAACAGUUCUUGGUGGAGGAAAUUCGAGUUCGAAUCGAAGAUCACAAAACGAAGAGGAAUUUUUCAAGGAUUUACAACAGCGAUUGAGUAAGCAAUAUGGAGGAAUGCCUGCAAAUUUAUUGGAUGAAGAUGAGGUUGUGGAUGAGGAUGAAAUUAUUGGAGACGAUGUAUUAGACGAUGAGGAUGAUGAAAACACCGGUGGUGACACAAUGAGAGGCUCGAGAAAUCAGCAACAGAAAGAUGCAAAUAGAAACAAGAGAUUUUCAAUGCCCUCCAUGAUGAUUCAAGGUAGUGGCUCUUCGUCAGGUCAUGUUGGACAGCAGUCAUCGGGAGGCGCCAUUGCUUUAAAUUCCUACACCAAUGCUAACUAUUAUUCGGCUCCAAGUCAGCACGUGAUUCAUCCACCAAUUUCUCCUAACAAAUCUACUAGUCCUUAUCAUCGAAUGCCUCUUGCAAAUGCUUCACCAUCCUCUUCUCAAAUCAAUGCACCACACAGCCAGCAGCAAUUUUAUCCUCCGCAACCACUCACAACCACGCACGUAGACCCAUAUAUGCAGCAUCCUUAUCAACAUGCUCACAUGCAGCAACAUCAUCAUCAUGCACCAACUUAUUUUGGACAUCCACAACAAUCACCAAGUCACAUGUCCACAACAAGCUCAUCGUCACAUCAAUUACCGACUACUGCUUUUUCAUCACAAACACAUCCGUCUCAUCAUUAUAACUCUUCGUAUAAUACCACAACAGGACAGACAUAUUCCGGGUUGGGAUCCACAGGUGCUCAUUCUGUAGUACAAUCCUCUCCGUCACAUCAUCAUCAAUAUGGCAUUCCAGCAUUUGCAGGUAGUGGUGGUAUUAGCAGUCAUCAACCUCAAAAUUCUUCAUCCUCGUUUAAUCCCAACACGGUAAACCCAAUUGUGACAACUAGCAGCGCUCCUUCCGAUGGUACAGCAACUUCAAGCAAUAUUCAUCCUCAAAUACAUCACCAACCUUUGAAUGCAAAUCCAUCGACAAUAAUGAAUGCGAGUACUCCCAAUGCAAUUCCAACAAGCAGUACCGGAAUUAUUGGCGGAUUUAAUGAAAAAUCAACAACAAGCACAACAGCAUUUCAACCAUCCUAUUCUGUACAUAAUCAACAAUCCAGCAGUAGUGGCCGAUUGACUAACAACAGACCUAGCUCCUUAAAUAUUAAUACUUCAUCGACUUCUGACCCAUUUGGAUUCAAUAGAUAUGUUAGAGAUGGAAAUUAUCUUCCACCUUUAUCACAAUUACUCAAUGGACAGGAUGCUGAACGAAUGCAAGAUUCACCAGUCACCCUCAACGAGCCAUCUCCAUUUGGUAACAAAAACAAUAAUACAUUACCACCAGUACAUAUUCCAUUUGAGCAAGAGCCAUCUCAAGAUGGUGACCCUCAAAGAAGUGAUGCAUCAAAGAUUUCACAAGCAUUACACAUUCUCAAAAAGAAGAAUACAGCUACUGGAAACGCUUCAGGUUCAUAUCCAUCGUUAGCACAAUCCAACAGCACAGCUGCGACCUCAACACGAGAAAAUCUCACCUAUCUCAGAAAGGGAGUUCAAUCGACUGAAUACGAAUAUCCUCCUUUGCAAUAUUAUCAACAACAUCAGCAGCAAUAUGAGCCAUCGAUGCCUUUCAUUCAAAUUCCACCUCACCGAGCAUCUCCAUCCACAACCACACCUCAGCAAGCAGUAUCGAAUCCACCAACAUUAUCCAAAUCUCGAUCUGCGAGUUCGCUGGUUCAACCCUCCACAUCGUCGACAAUGGGUACUCAACCACCUCAACAACAGCAGCAACCAUCGGAAACACAGGGCUCUACAUCGAAACUCUCGUUUUUAGAGAACUUGUUCCGAAGGAAAAUACCAUUCAUUACCAGAAAGAAAAAGUAA